This is a messenger RNA of Synchiropus splendidus (mandarinfish), 1900 nucleotides long. RefSeq names its product pleckstrin homology domain containing, family O member 1b (gene plekho1b). Lineage: Eukaryota; Metazoa; Chordata; Actinopteri; Syngnathiformes; Callionymidae. The record is from RefSeq and is a predicted model, not a curated record. The transcript is spliced from 6 exons. Gene Ontology annotation, biological process: regulation of myoblast fusion. Bases 225 to 1394 code for a protein of 389 amino acids. Gene Ontology annotation, cellular component: muscle cell projection membrane; ruffle membrane.
GACACCGUGUCUCGGCGGCAGCUGACCGGUCAGAACGCAGUCGAGUUCGGGCGCAGCAGAGCAGCGGGUGAGCGAGCAGUAUCGAACCGUGGAUCCAGCGCGGUGGUUCCGGACCUCGGCCCGGACUUAGUUUCUCUACGGCGCUUUUGUUGUUGGUCCAUCUCCUACCGGCUGUUGAGGUGUCGCGUGGAUAACGGAGUUCUGGUGUCGGUUCUGACCGCAGCAUGAAGAAGAACCACACCGGGAAGCGGGGCCCGCUGGAGUCAGUGGCCCCGCACCAGCAGCAUGACAAAGUGGGAUGGAUCCGGAAGUUCUGCGGGAAGGGGAUCUUCAGGGAAAUCUGGAAGAACCGCUUUGUGGUCCUGAGAGGAGAUCAGCUGUUCAUCUGUGAGAAGGAGGUGAAGGAGCUGGGUCGGGCGGACGAGGUUCUGGACCUGUCGGACUACGAGCGCUGUGAAGACAUCCGCAAGAACAAGAGUCGCAGCAAGAAGAACCACAGCAAGUUCCGACUGCAGCGCUGCAGCUCCCCUGGCAACACGGUUCCCAACCUGCUGUUCCUAGCUGUCAGUCCGGAAGAGAAGGAGUCCUGGAUCAACGCCCUCAAUGCUGCCGUCACGCGGGCCAAGAACAGAAUCCUGGACGAGGUGACCGUGGACGAUGCUCACCUGUCCCACCUGACCAGAGACCGAGUUAAGAUUCCUCACAAUCGGCGGCUGCCAACCCGAGGCCACCUGCUGGCCGUGGCGUCCACCUCCUCCUCAGAUGGGAUGCUGACGCUCGACCUGAUCCAGGAGGAGGAUGCUCCACCACCAGGGGGCACCACCUGCAGCUUCAGAUCAGACAAGUCACUGUCACACCUCACACCCGAGUGUGCCAGGUCCAAGACGGACGUAUCUCUCUCUGUGAAAGGCGUCCGUGCCUCGGGAAAGUCCCACUCUCUUCCUCGGGAGGUGGCAGUUGCGUGGGAGCAGACGACGCCACAGCCUGGAAAACGUCUGUCCACGGGAGAGAAGAACCGCUGUGCCUCCAUGGACCAGAUUCUGACCCACUCUGAUGGCAAGGGCACCAAGAAUGGGUUGGUGGUGGUAUCGCGUUCACUGACAUCCUCCCCGGUCGGAGCGUCGGCCCCGGUGGGCCGGCUGCAGGACCUGAUCACGCAGAAGCUACAGAAGACGGAGCAGCUGCUGACUGAGGUCCGGUUGCUGACUGACCAGUAUCCCACUGAAGGACUCCAAACAGAAGCCCAGAGGCUCCUGACGGAGGCAACAGCAACGUGGACUCAGGCCCGGGAAGUUCUGGAGGAGGUGAUGGAGCUCAGAGGACUGUACCAGCAACUGGAGCCACCUCUUCACCAGACUAGCAGCUCCAAGCUAGAACAGAACAGCCUGAAAUGAGCCCAUGGUGGAGCCGGGUUUCCCCCCACCCGGGUCUGGAAUUUCAGUUGCACAAACUUCCAAAACCUGGACAGAGUCACUGAACAUGAAGGUGCCAAGAGGAGUUCCAGUAGAUCCCAGUCCUGGACAGUGACUUUGUCUUUGUCCGAGACUCUGGAGACCACAAUGGUGCAUUCAAGUUCUAGGGGAAAAUACAAUUCUAUUGAGUCAGGAGGACAAAACCACUGUAGUAAUGUGUGAUCGCAGACCACUUUGUGAAUAAGGGGUCUUUCUGAUGCUUCUUGUAAACAACAACCAUGUCGAGUGAUCUUAAAGGAGGGCCCAGUAUUCCCUGAGUACAUAAAGUUGUUUGGAACAGUCUAUUUUUUUAAAGAACAAUUUUGUUACGGUGUCUGGUACUUUGCACUCGGAUGAGACCCGAGGUUCACAUGGUUCUGAGAAAAAAAAUGUGCAAUUUAGUUUUUGAACGAAUGUUUUUGUCUGUAAAUGGAGUAAAGUGAUGGAAA